AUGGAGUAUGAACAUAAUUUAGUAAAACAGUCAAAAUCAAAUACUAAAUGUAUAUACUCUUAUAUAAACAGUAAAACCAAAAUAAAAAACACUAUUAGAGCCAUAAGAGAUAUAAAUAGUGAUAUUACAACAAAUGGUAAAACAAUAUGCAACACAUUAAACACAUUUUUCAGUUCAGUAUUCAUAAUUGAAAAUAGCAAAAAUAUUCCAUUAUUUGAAAAAAAAACCUUUCUAAGUUGUCCAUAUCCAAAAUUGGAGAAAUUAUUAAUUGAGACAAAACUCAUUAAAAACAAAUUAAACACAAAUAAAACAACAGGGGUUGAUAAAGUAUAUACAAGAGUGUUGAAGGAAUGCUUGCAAAGUUUAUUUAAACCAUUAGAGUCAAUGUUUAAUCAAUCAUUCGAAAGUGCAACUCCACCAAACUUAUGGUUGCAUGCAAAUAUAACACCAUUGCAUAUAAAAGAUGACAUACUUGAACCAGCUAACUACAUACCAAUUUCAUAA
Hydra vulgaris (swiftwater hydra) is the source of this 504-nucleotide messenger RNA. Lineage: Eukaryota; Metazoa; Cnidaria; Hydrozoa; Anthoathecata; Hydridae. The record is from RefSeq and is a predicted model, not a curated record.